Paramecium pentaurelia is the source of this 1524-nucleotide messenger RNA. The record is from the annotation of a GenBank genome assembly. NCBI's taxonomy places the organism in Eukaryota, Ciliophora, Oligohymenophorea, Peniculida, Parameciidae.
AUGCAAUUAAAUCAAUUAGGCAGGAGCAAAAUGUGCUACUUGCAAGAGCAUCAAGAAUUUGAUAUGCGCAUUAAGUAUUUGUGUAUUGACAGCCAAUGCACUCUUUAAUUCAGAGCAAUGUGUACAGAUUGUUAUAAUAAGUUGCAUUAAGGACAUCGCGUAAUUGAUUUGAUUGAAGCUGAACGAUUGGCGUAUCAGCAACACCAAGAAAAUUUAGCAUAAUUUAAGACGCAUAUCACUAAACUAAAUGAGAUUCUCUAACACAGUAUAAAGACCAUAAAGGCUCAUGUUAAAAAAUUGCAGACACAAUUCAAUAUUCUCAUUGAAUAAGAGUUGGAGAAAUUGCAUUAAUAUCAUCUCAAAUCUCCAAUUGAUCUAAAUGAAUUUGCUUAACAACUGCUACAGAAUCAGAGUAUUGUAUCUACAACUUCUAUGUAAAUUUUAACCAAAGGAGUCAAAUAGCUGUUGUUAAAAUCUUAUUUUUUAACUUCAGAUAUUACAGUUUUUUCAUUUAAAGAUUAUAUCACUCUAUCAGAUGAAUCAUUAGUUUAAAUCAAAAGGUUUGAUCUAGUACAAAAGGUACUUUUAGAUUAAAUUACCUUUACAACUAAUUCAACUGAAGCACUUUAAAUAUUCAACAGUCAUCCUAAGAAAAUCAAAUGUCCAGGACUAGUUCAUAUUUAUUCUAUUGAUAUAAAAUAAGAUGGCACUUUAAUAGCUAUUGGAGGUCAUCCUGAUACCCUCCUUUUAAUAGAUCCAAUCUCAGAAAUUCUAGUGAAAACCUUUAAAACUUCAUUCCUAGAAAUCUUUGCUGUUAAAUUCUCUUCUGAUGGACUUAGAUUAGCUGCAGCUGGUUCUUGUCCAUAUGAAGUCUAUGUUUGGAAUUGUAAUGAUUUCGAACAAAGUCCAAUAAUCUUAAAAGCUUAGCAUCUUAACUAAAUCAACAGAUUACAAUUCAUCUCAAAAUAUUUAUAUACUGCUAGUGAUGAUUAUAAACUAAGAGUCUGGAAGCUUAAAAAGAAUGGAAUCAAGAAUUAUAAGGAAUAUAUAGGACAUUGGGAUAGUGUUUAUGGUCUAGCUGUUAACAAUAAGCACGUUGCAUCAACUGGUAAGGAUAAAACUUUGAUUGUAUGGUUUAAAGGCAAGAUCCUGAAAUAAUGGAUGGCUCAUGAUAAUGAAUAUGGUGGAUAUUGUGUUGAAUAUUCUCUAGAUGGGAAAUUACUUAUAUCUACUGGUUAUGAUAAAAUUAUUAAAUUAUGGAAUACUGAGCAUGAUUAUAAAUUGAUUAAGCAAUUUUAAUCUCAUGAUUAACCAAUAUGGACACUAGGUCUUUUAUCUAAUACAGGAUUACUUGCAACAGCUAGUUGGGACAAUACAAUUAAAAUUUGGGAUAUAAAAAGUGGAAAAUGUGUAUACACUCUUGAGAAUCAUUUUCAUUCAUCUCCAUGUAUAAAUAUCAAGUGUUAUCCUUUAUAAUUCUUAGCCACCAAUGAGGAUGGCAUAAUUUUAAUAUGGAAUCUGUGA